GUUACUAAUAAUACAUGAGACAACAGGAAGCAGUGUGACCAGCAGUCAGAAGAAUCACACGCCCAGUGGCACAACUUCCUGCUUCUGGGUUUCUGUGCAAGUUCUGUAGUUUUUCAUUUCAUUUUUUUUUUUUUUUUUUGAAACAGAGUUAUGGCCGAGAGGGGUGGCGUAAGGAGGUGGGGUGAAAUAGAUGUGAAACAGUUUUGACAAGUGCUUAAAAGGAAGAACAAGCUGCAGCUGACAGCAGCAGAGAGUUCAGUAAUGGAGCCUCAGGAGAUCCGAGAGGGAUACUUGGUGAAAAAGGGUACAGUAUUAAGCUCCUGGAACGCAGUGUGGGUGGUGCUGUCAGACGAUGGCUUGGAAUUCUAUAAAAAGAAAACAGACCGUUCUCCGAAAGGAAUGAUCCCGCUGAAGGGAGCCACACUCAUCAGCCCCUGUCAGGAUUUCAGCAAGAGAACGCUGGUCUUCAAGAUCACCACAGAGAAAAAACAAGACCAUUUCUUCCAAGCGUCACACAUAGAGGAGAGAGAGUUCUGGGUCAAGGACAUCAAGAGAGCCAUUAGCUGCCUGAAGGAUGGGAAGAAGUUUGCCAGGAAGUCCACGAGGCGCUCCAUCCGCCUUCCUGAAACAGUCAACCUCACUGAGCUGUACAUGCUGAUGAAAGACCAGGACGAUGGAGUGAAAGAGCUCAAACUGGAGCAAGAUAAUCGAGUUUUCAACUACUGCUUCACAGGUGAGACAGUAGUGGAGUGGCUGGUUUCAAAAGGGAAAGCGAGAAACAGCCCCGAGGCCCUCAUGCUGGCGACAGGUCUUCUGAACGAAGGUUUUCUCCAGCCUGCAGGCGACAUGUCGAAAGAGGGAGCAGAGGCCGCAGAGAAAACAGCCUUCCUAGACGACACGAAAGCACUUUACUACUUUGCAGAUAGUGGCUUCUUCUGUGAAGGAUACUCCAGCGAUGAAGAUGCACUCGUGAAAGAAGAAUUCAGAGGAAAUGUCGUAAAACAGGGCUGUUUACUUAAGCAGGGACACAGAAGAAAAAACUGGAAGGUGCGGAAGUUUAUUUUGAGAGACGACCCUGCUUAUUUACAUUAUUAUGACCCUUCAAAGGGUGAUGAUCCCCUGGGAUCCAUUCAUCUCCGUGGGGCUGUGGUUACAGCAGUAGAGUUUGUGCCUGAUGCCAAAAAGUACGACAUUGAUGGCAACCUCUUUGAGAUCAUCACCGCAGAUGAGACUCACUACUUCCUCCAAGCUGCAACAGCUGAAGAAAGAAAGGAGUGGAUCAAAGUGAUACAGGCAGUGUCAAACAGUGGAAAAUAACCGAAAGCUGUAGAGCGGAGGUGGGGGGAGGGGGUGGGGGAGGUGUACAGCUGCCAGCUGCAGUUUUAACAAAGUCUAAGUACUACCAAACAAUUGUUCUGUUCUCUUUAAUUGUAUAGUGACUGUCAGGUUUCUCUGUUGCACCGUAUCUCACUGUGGAUGUUUCUGCACAAUGUGUAUAAUAAUAAACAAAAGGUCACAUGUCUGUAAUAAUAGAAAAGACUCUGCAAUUAAAAUUCAGCAAGGUCCACCUAUUUUAUUUUUUCCUUAUAGAGUACUGUAUACUGUGCAUAUUAUAAAGUUUAAUUCCCUUGUAGCUACAGUAAUGCUUUUUUUUUCAUUCAUCAUUUUAUGUUUUUUAGGCCUCCAUAAGUAGGUAGAAUAACAGAGAAAAACCAAGAGCCAGAUAUGGGAAUUACCGUAAUUGAUAGAAAAGCGGUAACAACUAAAAAAAAAAAAAAAAAAAUGCUGCAAAUAUGAGAAAAGCUGUGCUGUCAUAAAAAAUGACUGUAAGGGGUCAUUAUUUUUAUAUUUUUGUCCCAGAAUCUCUCAAGGACUAUUAAGAGUUUACCAAAUUUAGAAAGAAGUAUUUAUGUCUCACUUAGAAAACGGCUUCAAAAUGCGCCAAUGACGGGGGGAUGUGUGGGAAGAAGACACUCAGUUCUGUAGCUUAUGUGGUUUUCUGAUUUCCUCUUUGUCCACUCGCCUUCCAAAAACCCGAGAUAAUCACCACUAUCACAAAAACACACUCAGUUCUUCUGACGCUACAUCACAUUCUGCCUUUGACGUUUCGCAGUCACUUUGUGGUAUGAAGUGCGACAGUUUAUCAGCCACUGAAAUGACUGGUUUGACUGACAGCAUGACUAUGUGGAAAAAGUCUGUCACAGAGAUGACACGCAUGACGUGACAACUAAUGUAAAAAUGACUUUAGUUUGUCUAUUUUUCACACUUUUGUAAAUGAGUCCCACUUCUUUGUCUGGCUGAGAGAAAAUAAAGUGUAAUUUAAAA
Austrofundulus limnaeus is the source of this 2325-nucleotide messenger RNA. It is a transcript of the gene plek, whose product is annotated as pleckstrin. Gene Ontology annotation, biological process: intracellular signal transduction; actin cytoskeleton organization. The coding region runs from base 262 to 1317 and encodes 351 amino acids. The record is from RefSeq and is a predicted model, not a curated record. NCBI's taxonomy places the organism in Eukaryota, Metazoa, Chordata, Actinopteri, Cyprinodontiformes, Rivulidae. Gene Ontology annotation, cellular component: plasma membrane. The transcript has 9 exons.